This is a messenger RNA of Salvia miltiorrhiza (redroot sage), 2196 nucleotides long. RefSeq names its product subtilisin-like protease. Gene Ontology annotation, biological process: proteolysis. Gene Ontology annotation, molecular function: serine-type endopeptidase activity. NCBI's taxonomy places the organism in Eukaryota, Viridiplantae, Streptophyta, Magnoliopsida, Lamiales, Lamiaceae. The record is from RefSeq and is a predicted model, not a curated record. The coding region runs from base 1 to 2196 and encodes 731 amino acids. The transcript has a single exon.
AUGUUCCCUUCAUUUCUAGCUCUCCUUUGCAUCCUGAAUUUCAACCAACUCCUCACAGCACAAAACCCUAAUCCCGACCACAACACCUUACAAACAUACAUCGUCCACGUCGAGCCUCAAUCCAGCGAUCUCAAUGCCUUCUACGACACAUUUUUCGCGACGGACGUGGCGGCGGCCGCGCCCCGCAUUUUGCACCGCUACCGCCACGUGCUCACCGGCUUCUCCGCGAAGUUAUCGGCCGACGAGUUAGAAUCGCUUCGCCACAAGGAAGGAUUCAUCUCCGCCCGCCCCGAGCGAGUGUAUCAGCUCCACACCACGCAUUCGCCCAACUUCUUAGGUCUAAUCCAAAACGAAGGGUUUUGGAAAGGCUCCAACUACGGCAAGGGCGUCAUAAUCGGCUUGCUCGACACCGGAAUCACGCCGGGCCACCCCUCGUUCAGCGACGAGGGGAUGCCACCCCCUCCCGCCAAGUGGAAGGGCAAGUGCGACCUCGCCCCGGGGGCUUGCAACAACAAGCUGAUCGGGGCGAGGCGCUUCGGCUCUGGAGGAGCCGGGACCCCGGCUGACGAGGUCGGCCACGGCACGCACACCGCCAGCACGGCCGGCGGGAACUUCGUGCCGGGUGCCGGCAUCUUCGGCAAUGCCAACGGUACGGCCGCCGGCAUCGCGCCUUCCGCUCAUCUGGCCAUAUAUAAAGUCUGCGCCCUCACCGGCUGCCCCGAGAGCGACAUAAUGGCGGGGUUCGACGCCGCCAUCGAGGACGGCGUCGACGUGCUCUCGGUGUCCCUCGGCGGGAACACGGCCCCCUUCUACAGCGACAGCAUCGCCAUCGGCGCGUACAGAGCCAUGGAAAGAGGAAUUCCCGUGGUCUGCUCGGCCGGGAACAGCGGCCCCUACCACGGCUCCAUGUCGAAUGAGGCCCCAUGGAUCCUCACCGUCGGCGCCGCCACCCUUGACCGGGAACUCACCUCCACCGUAGUCCUCGGAAACGGCGAGGAACUGGACGGCGAGUCGGCGAGGGAUUUCCCCCCGACGGCUGAAUUGGAAAUCGUCUACCCCUACGACCGCGAGAGCCCGUACGCACCCUGCAGUUAUGAUCAAUUACAGAAUCUCAAUGUUGCCGGAAAGAUAGUGAUAUGUGAAUUAGGAGGCUUCGUCACAAGAACAGGUAAAGGAGUCGCCGUCAAGAGCGCCGGCGGCGCCGCCAUGAUCCUCUUGAAUUCUGUACGCCAAAGCUACACGGUCUCUGCAGAAGCCCAUGUUCUACCCGCAUCGCACAUCAGCUUCGCAGACGCAACCAAAUUGAAAGCAUACCUAAAUUCCACCACUAACCCUAAGGCCAAAAUGGUAUUCAAAGGAACCCUAAUCGGCGGGGACAAACUCAAACCUGCUCCCGCCGUCGCUUACUACUCAUCAAGGGGCCCCAGCGUCGCAAGCCCCGGAAUUCUGAAACCCGACAUCAUCGGCCCCGGCAACAACAUCCUCGCCGCUUGGAACACGCCGCUCGACAACAGUUCAAACAACUUCAACAUGAUCUCCGGCACCUCCAUGUCGUGCCCUCACCUCAGCGGCGUCGUGGCGCUGCUGAAGAGCGCGCACCCCGACUGGUCGCCGGCGGCCAUAAAGUCCGCCAUCAUGACCACUGCGGAUCAGGUGAACCGCGACGGAAAACCAAUCGAAGAUGAGACGCUUGAGGCGGCGGAGGUCGUCGCAACGGGCGCAGGGCAUGUUAAUCCGGCCAAGGCCAACGAUCCCGGGCUCGUCUACGACCUCGGCCCCGACGACUACAUACCCUACUUGUGCGGCUUGAAUUUCAGCAAUGAACAAGUGAGCAUGAUUGUGCAGCGGCCCGGCGUGGUUUGCUCGAAGCAAUCGAGCAUUGCUGAGGCGCAGCUGAACUACCCGUCGUUCUCGAUCAGGCUGGGAUCAACUCCGCAGAAUUAUACGAGAACGGUCACCAACGUUGGUGAGGCGAACUCGGUGUACAAAGUGGGCGUCGUUGCUCCUCGCGGCGUCGAUGUAAAGGUCAAUCCGGCUACGCUGCAAUUCUCCAAGGUGGGGCAGAAAUUGGGGUAUAGUGUGACAUUCAGCGGGUUGGGCGGUGGGAGAGGGAGAAAAGAAGUUGCUCAAGGAGUGAUUAGAUGGAGUUCAAGCAAGCAUUCUGUUAGCAGCCCGGUCGCAGUUAUGUUUGUAUGA